Molecule: messenger RNA, 2672 nt
Organism: Anthonomus grandis grandis
Lineage: Eukaryota; Metazoa; Arthropoda; Insecta; Coleoptera; Curculionidae
Exons: 2
Coding region: 694-1620 (308 amino acids)
Cellular component (GO): nucleus
Molecular function (GO): DNA binding
Source: RefSeq, a predicted model, not a curated record
UACAUGUUUACUUUUAGGCUAAAACUUGUCGCGCCAUUCUGAAUUAGUGUGCCGUAGCCGUAGGUCAAAGUAUUUAAUAAAAAUUGUUGAUUUUGUGAACCUCUAGAACUUUUACUUCUGAGCCAUAGUUGGAAUUCAGUCAAAGGGUGACUUGAAAAAUCAUGCCACAGAAACAUACGAAGAAAGUGCUCUAGCCGCAAUUAGAGAUGGGAUGUCCUAUUCCGAGGCUUCUCAAACAUAUAACAUUCCUUUGGUGACCCUAUGGAGGAAGAUUAAGAAUAAACACCCGAAAAAGUUUGGGGGACAACCUGUUUCAAGUAAAAGAGAAGAAAAUGCCGUUGUAGCAGCUGUUGUUACGGCGGCAGAAUGGGGCUAUCCAUAUGAGAAGAAGGAUAUAAAAUUAUUAGUUAAAAACUACUUGGAUCGAGCCGGCAAACAGGUGACCAAGCUUUCUAAUCUCAUGCCUGGGAAAGAUUGGUGCACGGACUUUCUUACAAGGCAUAAAGAUGUAUUAAAGGUUCGCUGAAAAUAUAAAAAGAUCUAGGGCAGGUGUAUCAAGAAAAGUUUUAUAUGAAUAUUUUGAUAAAUUGUAAGUUUCUCUCAAAGACGUACCACCAGAGAAUUUAAUAAACUAUGACGAAACAAAUUUUGUUGUUCAUCCCGGAAGGCCUAAAGUUGUUAUAAGAAAAAACUAUGAAGCACGCAGGGAAAGUUUGUGAUUCCACCAAGUCUGCCCACUCAGUCAUGUUCUCUGUAACAGCGGCUGGACUUUUGUUACCUCAAUACGUUGUCUACAAAUCUGAAAAUGUGUGGUCUACUUGGACUCAAAGUGGCCCUGAAGGUUGUAUUUACAACCGCAGCAAGUCUGGGUGGUGCUAUCAAAGUUUGUUUGAGGAUUGGUUCUUUAACAUCAUUGUUCCUUAUUAUAGACAUCUAGAUGGCCCAAAAGCUAUCAUUGGGGACAAUCUAGCAAGUCAUGUGUCAGAGGCUGUAAUAAAAAAAUGCAAGGAAGAAAAUAUUAGAUUCAUUUUCUUACCAGCAAACAGUACCCAUUUGACACAAUCCCCUGAUGUGUCCUGCUUCAGACCAAUCAAGAUUGCUUGGCGACAGCAGCUAAAAAAAUGGAAAAUGUCAAAUCCAGGUGUGCUACAGAAAGAUCAUUUUCCCCGAGUUCUGAAUAGGACAAUCAAAUCGAUUGCUCUCACAGUUGGUAAAAAUAUAAAAUCUGGAUUUGAGGCUACAGGUUUAUAUCCGCUUAACCGAGAAAAGGUCCUUGUUAAAGUCCCAGACGACAAUGAGACUGACGCCAAUAAUAGUGUAACAUCAUUAGUUGCAGAGUCAGUUACAUCUCUUUUUAAGGAAUCCAGAUUUAAAGAACCGCGAGCCAAACAAAUCAACCGUAAGAAAUUGGUAGUGGCGCCCGGAGAAAGCGUUACAGAUCAAAAGAUUUCAAGCUGUUCGGAAUCGAAAAAAGAAACUAUAAUCGAGCCAGAAGAAGAUAUAUUGUCAAAUAAAGGAUCAGAGGAACUUGAAGAUAUUGAGCUGCCUUGCUUUGUAAACCCAGUACAAGAAAAAAAAAUUAACUCGGAAAAAAAAUCGAGAAAGCGCAAAUCGCUCUAGACAACUUGGUAGAAGGGGACUUCAUCUUGGCAGAGUUUACUACACUAAAGAAAAAGCAACAAAGAUAUCUGGCAAAAAUAAUGGAAGUAGACCAAAGAUUUAUACAUUGGGGCCUUAUAUUAUAUCUUAGGCCUUCUGAAAAAAUCAAAGAUGCCUUUGUUUUUCCCCUUAAGCCAGAUAUUAGUGACAUUACUAUGAGGCAGGUGAUCAGGAAGUUUGAGCGUCCUGAAGAGUUAAGGAGAGGAGCACUAAAAAUGUAAAAUUUUUUUAAAAACAAUGUUAAAUUAGAAUAGUGUUUAAGCUAUAUUUAGUUUAUAUUUUUUAUAUAAAAUAAUGUUUUAUAAUUGGUACAACCAAAGAAAUUAGUUUUAAUUAACUAAUUUUGUUUCGAUACACCCUUUAGAGCGGGUGACUUUCAUUUUAAACGACUUUAAAUCCCAUUUUUCAAGACACCCGUAUUGCGGGUGACUUGAAAUUUUCUGUUUAUUUUUUUUUUUGAAAACUAAAAGAAAUUUGAAAGUUUUUUCCGAUGUAUAUAUUCCCCAAACUUAUGUGCAAGUUUUCCAUAUUUUUUUGCAAACCAAUUUUUUAUUCUGUGUCUCGUAUCAAGUCACCCGCAUUGACGGUAUAUUGGCAAGUGUGACCAUAUUAAAUCGGCACAAUAAAAAUCCAAAAAAAGUAGAUUGGAAUGAAGCAAAAAAAGUGUAAGAGGGUGGGUAUUAUUACAACCGAUAGUUGGAAAAAAUCCAUACAUGUUUUAAAGAUAGAAAAUUCUUACGCGUCUAUAAAUACCUAACAAUGUUCAGCCCUUAUUAAUCAGUUUAGACAAUGAUAGUAACAGUGAAACAGAAUUAAAUAUAGACUAAGGUAGAAUAAUUUAUUAAACAGUGCUUGAAUUUAUAAGAAAUAGUUGUAUUCUAUAUUAUGCUCCUAUUUUUUUUCCGAUUUUAUUAUUAAUUUUAUUUACUCUUAUAUACUUAUAUAAAUAAAUAUUUAUUAAAAUUUAUAACGUUGAUCUUUAAGUAUCUCGGUUCAAUAGUUUUGCCCUACCU